Messenger RNA from Nilaparvata lugens (brown planthopper), 823 nucleotides. RefSeq names its product NEDD8 ultimate buster 1-like. Gene Ontology annotation, molecular function: protein binding. Gene Ontology annotation, biological process: regulation of ubiquitin-dependent protein catabolic process. NCBI's taxonomy places the organism in Eukaryota, Metazoa, Arthropoda, Insecta, Hemiptera, Delphacidae. The record is from RefSeq and is a predicted model, not a curated record.
CGUAAGAUGGGAAAAUGCGUGGACGGGCAGCAGUGGGUGAGUGAGGUGGUGGUGUCGCAGCUGGUGGGCAUGGGCUUCCAGAGGGAGUUGGCCGUCGAGGCGGCAAGAAACAGCAAUAAUGUCAUUCAGGAGGCCAUCACGCUCAUCAACGAGCAGCCACAUGUGCUCACGCAACAGCUCAUGCGCACGCUGUUGCACAAGAUAACUGAUCUGGGAUUUCUAUCGACAAUGGCUAAGCUUGCUCUGAGAAAAAACAAUUUCAAUGUGGAGAGAGCAAUUGAGGAGUUGACUGUCUGUAAUGGCUAUAUUGAAGGCGAAGUUUCUGACGAGGACAUACCUUCCACAAGUACAGGCAAAACAUUGAAAGACGCAGGCAAGAUUCUUAAAAGAGAAAAUGAAGCUUUCAGUAGAAUCAGAGAAGACAUAAACGAGACUGGAGUUGAUGAUUAUUUGGAUUCAACUCUCGAAGAAGAAGAACGCUUUCUUCUCCGUUAUCUGUCUAUUCUUCAAUCGUGAAUAAGCGCUCACAAAAAUCAUCCUGCUACCUCAACUACUUAAAUUCGAGUACCUUAAUUCCCCAGUGAUGUGUGUAAAGAUGAAAAAUCUUAAUUUUAAAAGUUGAGACUUUCUUUAAAUCACUUGAAAAUUGAUAUUUUGUGAUUUUCUAUUAACUUAUAAGAGUACAUUACUAACAGCUGUGAUGAAAAAAUGUUUGUUUUUGAUUCGUGUGACAUUUAAUUGGCGGCAACACCCAUAACUACAUCAAAGUUUGACUUUAUCUGAAAUUUGUUAAUAAAAAUUGUUUAUUUAUAGUUCUACAUUA